AUGGCAGCGAACAUGAAGGUGACAACCACGUCUGGUAUUACAACCACCGAAGAACGAGUUCACAUAGAUACAACGAAAGCACCAUUUGUACCGGUCCCAUGGGUGGUAAAAAUCGCUAAAGGUAAGGAGUGGAAAUCACAGAAAAAAGGGAAUACAGAUAACCAAGGCAAAAGUAAAAUGAAUGACAAACGGUCAAAAUCGCAUGAUGACAACCAAAAAACGAAAAAAGAUAAAGACACUUUAGAAGUACCACUAAAUACACGAUCAACAAUUGUUGUCUCGCCAAUUGAAGAACGACAUCGAUCACCGUCAUCGAGUUCACCACGCACACAUUCGCCACGAUACGGAUCUAAUCUAGGGGAACUUCAUUACCCAACUAUGGGUUAUGAAGCAUCUGAUGAUGAUAUAUAUCCGUACGUUGGCGAUUAUCCCGCAUAUUGUCCGUCGUAUUUCGUUUCUGGUUUACCUUAUCCUUACUAUCCACCACUGUUUCCAUACCCAUAUUAUGGUGCUAAUGAUACUUACGAUCAACGUACACGUUUACCGUCACCAUAUCGACAGUAUACUCGUCUUCGCUCACCAUAUCGACAGUAUACUCGUCUUCGCUCACCAUAUCGACAGUAUACUCGUCUUCGCUCACCAUAUCGAUCAUUGCCGAAAAAGGAACGACAACCAUACCGCUCACCUUCACCACCUUCACCAUAUUACCGUCAACGAUCUAAUUCACCACAAAUAUCUCAAAUGUCGCUGACAACAUCAUUCAUGGAACAACGAAAAGCACGAGAACACACUCGACAACCACCGCGAAAUAAUCAGAAUACGAGUAAGAUGCACCUAAGGCAUACUAGUAGUGAAAAAGAAGUUGACGUGUUUUUUAGCCUAUCCGAUAGCGAAUUGCGCGCUGAUCACGAAUAUGUGUCGUACUUUUUUUUGAAAACUUUUUGCCGGUUGAAAAAGUCGAAAAACUUCAAAGUACUCUAAAA
This is a messenger RNA of Didymodactylos carnosus, 983 nucleotides long. The record is from the annotation of a GenBank genome assembly. Lineage: Eukaryota; Metazoa; Rotifera; Eurotatoria; Philodinida; Philodinidae.